AUGGCGCAGUUGCACCCUUUCGGCAUGUUCCCGAUGGCACCCAAACCACCACCACCAUUGGGCAGUCUAGCAGUGCAAGCACCCUCACUGACAUCGCAACUCGUUCAUGUAUCACAGUCAACAUGCCAUAACUUAAGUCUGUUCAAAGAUCUGCUGAAAGAGUACCGCAGACUUGACGAUACCAUCAACAUGCGGUUGAAUCGCUCAAACGCUCAGUUCCGUGAUAGGGAUCGAGAAGGUACUGCUGGUAAGGGAAAUAUUCAAGAUCAGGCAUGUGCGUACCUGUGGAAGGAGCUAGUUGAGAACUGGAAGAGACGGACAGAAAUUAUAGAAUACUGUGAUGGCGUCGUUGACCGAUCAAUGCAGGAAAAACGUGGUGCUGUUAACGACCUAAAAGAGGACCCACGAGCUCAGCGCAAAAUACAAGCAGCUUUGUUUGCCGACCAAGUCAAGCGAAACCAAGUUCAUAAUGAAUUGACGGUUGAGAAGAUUGUACGACAACGAUCACUCGAUGCCUUUAAGUCGCGGUGUCGAUAUUUCACGCCACCUCUAUCAGAUGCUGAUGCGAGAAAGUGGUGGAAUGCAGCCCAAUCACGCGAAUUUUAACUCCUGACGCUAUCGAUGCAUUUUUAUCUUCAUAUCAAUUAAGUAUAUUUACAGGCCUGCAAUUGUACGAUAUUUCAUCCGGUCGCUUGUCUUUCUGUGUCUAUAGAGAAAUAUGACUAGUCUCCCUGCUUAGC
Molecule: messenger RNA, 740 nt
Organism: Serpula lacrymans var. lacrymans S7.9
Lineage: Eukaryota; Fungi; Basidiomycota; Agaricomycetes; Boletales; Serpulaceae
Exons: 5
Coding region: 34-606 (190 amino acids)
Cellular component (GO): mitochondrion; mitochondrial intermembrane space
Source: RefSeq, a predicted model, not a curated record